GAGUCCAAGUGUUCAUAAUAAGCAAUUAGUUGAAGUCACUACAAAACAAAACUUUGUUAAAAUUCCAUCAAAAUCUAUAUCAACUACUACUACUAAAACCACCAAUAAGAAUUCAACAACAACAAUAGUUGUCGAUUCAAUUAAAAAUUCGGUUAUCAAAGAUAUUAAACAAGAUGAACAAGAAAUAGUCGAAGUUCCAAUCUCGGAACCAUUUAACUCAUUUUUAAAUCUUAACACUCACGACACCAUCACACCUUUAAAUAUCAACAUGUACACUUGUCCAAAUUGUCAUACUCCAAAUUCAGUCAAUGUUGUUAAAAAUGAUGAUAAUAAUUCAGCAAUUUAUGUAUUUUUUGCCUAUUUUAUUGCAAUUCUGCUUAAUUCUGCUAUAGAAUCUUAUCAAGAAUAG
Molecule: messenger RNA, 409 nt
Organism: Entrophospora candida
Lineage: Eukaryota; Fungi; Glomeromycota; Glomeromycetes; Entrophosporales; Entrophosporaceae
Source: the annotation of a GenBank genome assembly